GCCCAGAAAUGGCAGAAGAAGAAGAAAGACGGAUCAGUUGUUUUGAGUCGGUGAUCCGGACGAGUUAGGAGUUGCCCAGAGCCCCUAAUAGUGCCCAUAACCAAGUGAGAGUUCUUUCCCUUUUUCUCAUGUUGCGUGACCAAAACGUCUGCAAAACUGAAACCUCCAGCCAAGCAAGUGUUCAUUGACCAUCCAAGGAGAAUGAGAUCCCCUCAUGGUUUCUGGGCUGUGUUAUAGUGCUCCAGCAACCUGAAUCUAGAUUGUCAGUGAGUGUUUGUGACUGACCAAUCUUGUUGAAGAGUCUUUUUCGUGUGCUUCAUUUUGUUUCGCAGGACGGACAUCCCAUCAAAACUUGUCUGGACAUCCGAGAGUCAGUCAAGAUGCCCACGGAUUGCCUCUGUGGGAAAGUGCACCUGAAAUAUCAAAGCACGCCAGAAAUCACGAUCUUGCCCAAGAUUCAUGAUCCGAUCAAGAACGAUUUUCCUCAGCCAAUGGAUUAGGAUAUCAUCAUUAAGACUCAGGAAGUGUUUGCAGCCGAGACGAAGAAGAAGAACCAGAAGAAGUGGUGCUUUAUAAGCUAAUCGAAUUCGAAGUUCGAUCAUCGCUCUUGUCGAUCGGGCGGUAAAGGCUCCUCCAAGCUCAUCAUUAACCUCGGUAACCCGGGGUCCGAAUCGUGCUUUUCCAACCUGAGAACCAUAACAACAGCGAACACGACGUCGUGUUGGUUAAACGGCGGGUUCCAGAAUGCCUUCUUUCUCACCCUAAUCCACGCAAACCAAGUUGAGUGGUGGGUACUCCCAUUGAAGACAAGAAGAGGUGCCUGAAGAAUGCGAACGAGAGUUGAAAGGGCAGUCGAGGAGAUUUCUCUUUGAUUACUACUGUCUGCACUUCUCGCCUCCCGAAACAUUGAAGGAAGCUCCUCAUCGUGUCGGGUUUGCCCGAUUUCCAACUCUCUUUGUGCAUGAGCUCCGCCUUCCUCAUUGGGUUUGAAGACUAGGUAGAGGAAAAAGAAGUAAUCAAGUGAACACUAUCUCUUGGAUCCGACGAGCCCGAUAUCUCGGUCGCCUUCGUUGUGCAAACAAACUUAUUCACUCAUUCACUCCGGGUGAGGGCCCUAGGAGAACAAACGAGAGGGAAAGGUGUCACUUUUAUCCCUCAUGAUGACUCUCUUGUGCUCUCCAUGUGGUGGACAAGUGGAUUGGUGAAGUGUUGUCAAAGAUCCGGGCGUGAAGUGUGAGCACCGAAAGGAAUUAGUUCCAAAUGUGGAUGGAUGGUGGUCGGCUGCUCAACUAGAGCAUGGUCUGAAUCUGGACGAGCGGGAAAUCAUCACAUCUAUCGUGCAUUUCGAGCAAUGAAGAAGUGAAGUUCCGAUGGAAAAGUGAACAACGACGACUCUUUGGUCGUGAUUGGCGAGCUUGUGUGGAACAAAAUCUCACACGUUUAGCAAAUAGAGAUAGCCUCCUCGGUCGGCUCUUUGGAUUGUAACCACGUCAAAUGUGAAUGACCAACAAUUACACCGAGCAAGCAACAUGUACAAAUUCUACUGGAACAAUCUGCCAAAAUCUUCCUCCAAAUCCGCGUGUCGUGCAAUGAGUCCAGCCACCGUGGUCGAGGGGGAGGACUCGCCAAAGACGAACACUCACACUGAUAUGUCGUCCACGUCCACCACCGCCAACACCACGACUCGCUUAGGAGGUGGUUGUUGUUGUCAUAGACAUGUGGUGAAACCCAGUGGUGGUGGUGGUGGUGGUGGAGGGAGUUGUUGCAGUAGUACUGCAAGUAAUGGCUCUUCUUGCACUUCCAGUUAUUCUGGAAGUUCGGACUCGACUAGUCUCUCUCUGAACAAUCAGUCAUCCAACGGUGUUCAAAGUGGACAAAUGCCGCUUCUAGUGUGUGGAAAAGGUGCGGCUCUACCUCUGUCAUCGGCAUCUAUUGUGCCGGAGGUACCUUACCGUAAUGGGGUGACCGUUCGGGUCAAAGACGAGAACAACCCCAACAAGAGUCACAACACCAACAAUAACAAUAACUCUACCAACAUCAACAGUAGUCAUGGGUCCGUCCCCGGGGCUGGGAAUCCAAGUUCGGGAAGUCAUCGAGUGCUCUUGAAGCUCCGUCGGAUGUCUGGAGGAGGUUCCUCGAGUAGCUCUCGACCCAAGUCAGUGCCAGAUUCCAGUGAACUCUUGGAUGGUGUGGUGAACGGUAGUGCUGCCACCUUUGCCAAUUUAGCGGAUCUCAAGUUGGGAUCGAAUGGCAGUGUUGAUCAGCAGAAGGGCUCAAAUUGCAAGAGCAACAAACCCUCCAAGAUGAAGAGCUCGAAAAGCCUCCACCACUUCUACAACAAGACUUGGAAUGAGAAGUCACUCAGCAAGUUCUUAAGGCAUGACUCGAGCGACAACCAGCACAACUACGAGAACAUUUACAACUCGGACAAGGAGUCGUCUACGACAUCGGGGAGCUCCAUAUUCGGUUCCAGUGCCACGAACUCCUAUCACCCCGUCUACGAGAACAUGUACCUAAGAACAACGGCGUGCUUCAGUUCCUUGAACCCCACGAUAAAUAAUAACAAUGACGCCCUCAAAAUCAAUCAGCUAACUCAAUCGCCCACUUUGCACGCUCGUGCUGCCCGCAAUCGCGAUCGGAAUCGACCCUUGGGGGGUUCCACUGACCAAGAUCGAGCCUCAAAUUCGCAGACUCAACAACAACAACAACAGCAGCAGCAGCAGCCGCAGCAGCAGCAAAAGCCUUUGUUCAGGUCGAAAAGCUGCGAGAGACCAAAGAUGAGGGAUGCCGUUCGCGAUACGCUGAAAAACUCCAGCGACAAAUUCCAUUCGAACCUCUCUCGUUUCUCCUCCAAAUUCGGUCAUUCGCCGACCAUCUCGAAUUUCUCCCAGGUUGAUGGGGAAUGUGAUAACUAUUCAAUUCUGGCCAAACAUCCUUACUCAAAUGCGAGUUCUGCCUUCGACGAGGAUCCGGAGAACCAGCAUGGCAGUUUGAGUUUGGGACCUGGAAUGUCACUACAAUCCUAUCUGGGAGAGGAUCACAAAUCCCUACAAUGUCAGAAUCAUUCGAUGGACGAGGAAAAAGCAUCGAUCUUGUCCUCGUCGUCGUCCUCCGCAGCCUCGGUGAAUCGUCCCAGCCUUUCCUUGGCGCACAAAAUGAAGGGAUUCCGACAAGACGUACAAAAGCGAAUUUCCAGACUAAGAUCCCGAUCAGCUGAGAGGAUUUCCCAGCGCUCCACAGUCAAUGGAGGUCGAAGUCCUGAUCGAAGUUUUCCGCAGCCUCCAGAGAGUCCCAGGGUCAGUGGAGGGCACAUCCUGCCCUCGCCUACCCUAACUGGACAGGAAACGAUCUACACGGGUCCAUUCUUGGGACGGGCGAGAGCUCUGGUGGAUUACACGCCAAGUCCCUAUGAUAAAGACGCCCUUCGCUUUAAGCGAGGAGACGUGAUUGACGUCAUCAGUAUGAACCCCAGUGGCCUUUGGAAGGGCAAGUGCGAGAAUCGGGUGGGUAACUUCAAGUUCAUCAAUGUCGAAAUAUUGCCUCAGCCUCGAAGUCAGUCACAGCCCAGAGCUUUUAGAGAGAGUCCUCGACCACCAUCCCAUUCUGAAAGGGCUCCUCCCGAGCGAGAAACUCAUAAAAAGGACUUUGGCAACCCGGGGUCUCAGUCAACCCCAGAGGACUGGCGAUCCCCUGAAGAAGGGGCCAAGGUGGUCAAUAGGCCCAAAACUGUGGAUGAACUUUUGAGGAAAAUUGGCUUGGAGGAACACAUAUCGGUUUUUGUUCUGAACGGGUACGAGGAGUUGGAUUCCUUUCAAGAUAUGGACGAAGCUGAAUUGGAUUACUUGGGCAUCACCAAUGAUCAACAUCGAGCCAAACUCAUGACGGCUGUCCAACUGCUUCAAGACUCAGCCACAAUACACUCAGGAGAAAAUAGUGACAUCGAUGUCGGUGGUUCUCCAACCAAGUCGCCCCAUUAUGCAUCCCGCAUCAAGAAACUCGAUCACAUCUCAAGCUUUCAACGACUCAGCUUUCCUCGAGAUUCGGGAUGUUUUGAGUCCAACGAGAACAUCUCGACCCAAACUCGAUCCAGCCCCGCCAGUGAUAGGUCCAGCCAUUCAGGGGUAUCGUCCCAUCCAGAGAGUGGUAUACAUCUGCCUGAAGGCACCAAUGGUUCUCUAUCGUUAUCCAGUAGCGACGAUGACACCAUAACGUCACCCCACCACGUGACUCCUGUCAAACGAUCGGCUGAAAAGGCCGCCAAAGCUCGAUCCUUGAGAGACCGAAGAACCGUGAAUAUGGAUGAACUGGACUUUCCGGAGUCUGGCCGUGAAUUUCGUAUCCCGUCUGGAGGUCAUCGAGGGCAAGGCAGAGCUUCAUUUGAUGCGCUAGUGGCGAAAUAUUCAGAGACUAAGAAGCCGAGCUUUGAGAUGCAAUUCCAAUCAGCCAGACGCGUAUUUGAAAGGUGUGAUGAAUGAUGUACUCGUUCAAACAGAGAGAGAAAAAUGUCAAUAAACUAUUUGCAUGAAAACUA
This is a messenger RNA of Tigriopus californicus, 4531 nucleotides long. RefSeq names its product SAM and SH3 domain-containing protein 1-like. The transcript has 7 exons. The record is from RefSeq and is a predicted model, not a curated record. Lineage: Eukaryota; Metazoa; Arthropoda; Copepoda; Harpacticoida; Harpacticidae. Gene Ontology annotation, molecular function: protein binding. Bases 1530 to 4475 code for a protein of 981 amino acids.